AUGCUAUGUCUGGUGCUAGCGUACGCCCUGCCUUUCACCAAGUCGCUUAACGGGGUCUUCAUGGACUUCGACGGCAUCGUGCAAAGACUGCCUUGGGGCGCAAUCAUCACCGUCGCCGGAAGCGACGCCAUUAUGCUCAUCAUCAAGGUGAGCGGCUUCACCCAGUGGCUGUCGACGCAGCUGCAACGGUACGCGCCCAGUCAGCUGGUGAUGCAGUGCGUCCUGGCCCUCUGCUCGUCGCUGCUUACCGAGCUGGUCAGCAACACCUCGGCCGUCUCCGUCCUUCUCCCGGUCGCCGUCGACAUUGCAGUGACAACACCGUGCAACCCGCUUUACUUCGCCAUACCGGUGACGGUGGCCGCCUCCACGUCCCUCGUGCUGCCCACCUCGGGCGUCAGCCUUGCCGUGCUCACCAACCUCAUUGACAUAGGACCCGUGCAGCUGUUGCUCAUGGGGUUGACUCUGAAGUCCAUCGCUCUGCUCAUGAUCCUGCUCACGGUAAACCUCAACGCCGAAUAUCACCGACUGCCACACUGGAUAUUCACCGAGCGCCGGAACCACACGCUCAGCACUAUGUUCUAGAAGUCAUGUGACACCUGCCACGCGUGUUCAACUGUUCUUUUGGCACUCUUUCUUUUUUAACUCAUAUGCGCGCGACAUCUUUGUGUUUAGG
This is a messenger RNA of Dermacentor silvarum, 673 nucleotides long. RefSeq names its product solute carrier family 13 member 2-like. Gene Ontology annotation, cellular component: membrane. The record is from RefSeq and is a predicted model, not a curated record. Gene Ontology annotation, biological process: citrate transport; monoatomic anion transmembrane transport. Lineage: Eukaryota; Metazoa; Arthropoda; Arachnida; Ixodida; Ixodidae. Bases 1 to 582 code for a protein of 193 amino acids. Gene Ontology annotation, molecular function: succinate transmembrane transporter activity; citrate transmembrane transporter activity. The transcript is spliced from 4 exons.